Molecule: messenger RNA, 1065 nt
Organism: Capsicum annuum
Lineage: Eukaryota; Viridiplantae; Streptophyta; Magnoliopsida; Solanales; Solanaceae
Exons: 6
Coding region: 1-1065 (354 amino acids)
Source: RefSeq, a predicted model, not a curated record
AUGAGGGUAGUUAGUGUGUAUGCCAAGUACACGGAGUUCAGGUGUGCCAAAGAUAUAGUGGCACUGUUUGACAGAAAUGUAAAUAGAAAUUGCCCAUUCAAAGCAAGGCAGGAUCGCCAACUUGUGCAGUAUGAUAUUGACAAUGAUGAGGACAAUUUAGAUGCAGCUGGAGCUAUAAGGGAAAUUAUUCUACCACCGUUAGCUCCUGGGAUGCCUGGAUAUACUAAGUUCAUAAAAGACCUUUUCACGAAGAUACGGAAGGUUAUCCAUGAGACGGAGGAUAAUCUUCAUCAUUGUGGUGCUAUCUCCACAAGGUCUUUAGUGCAAAAAAAGGCAGGCCUGGGAGCAUUUACCAUCCCGUGCACUAUUGGGUCCUUGGAUUUUACAAAAGCUCUAUGUGAUUUGGGAGCCAGUAUAAACCUGAUGCUGCUUGUUGUGUUUAAGAAACUGGGUUUAGGGGAUCCUACUCCUACAAACUUGAGACUAGUUAUGGCGGAUAGGUCUAUAAAGUGGCUGAUUGAUGUUCUACAUGAUGUACUUGUAAAGGUGGCCGAUUUUAUAUUCCUUGCUGACUUUGUAAUCCUUCAUUGCGAAUUAGACUUCAAAGUGCCCAUAAUUUUAGGCAGGCCUUUCUUAGUAACUGGGAGAGUGUUAGUUGACACGGAGCUGAAUAGGCUAAAAUUUAGGCUUAAAGGUAAAGAUGUUAGUUUUAAAGUGCAUCAAUCCAUGAGGCAGAAAAAGGAGAUAAGUGUCUUCUUGAUUGUUGAUGUAUUCUAUGAAGAUGGGAGAGAUACACCAGUAGAACUAGGGAUGAAGCACUUUCUUGAUCCUCCAAAAGAAAUCCUUGCACCUACGGUGCCAGAGAACAUGUCUCCAAAGAGAAUAAACCAUCCAGCUCCUCAGCCUGAAGAUCCUUUAGGUGAACCUAUUUCUCAUGAGGAGUUUAGGGCCACAUUCACCACACUUGCUCAGUUUGUAGAUGCCCAAAAUAAAUGGCCACCAGUUAUUCUGGCCAAUCCAAUUGUCAAAUCAGCCGCAACUAUGAUUCAGACUUCACCUGAAUGA